UCCUCCACAUGCAGAGCAAUGGCUGAAGGCAGGAAUAAAAUACUCAGGAUUUUUUCAAUGGUCUACCGUCCCGACAGGGCUGUGGAGCUGCAGUAUCGCCACCAGUUGAGGCAAGUAGCCCAAGAUGUGAUCAGACCACUGAUGAAAGGGCUCCGUUCCUUCAACCAUGUCUCAGAGAUGCUCCUCUGCAUUGAACCAGGCGUCAUCCUCAAUUCCAGAAGCCAGCAUUUUCAUGCCAUCAGACAACAGAUUGAGAAGAUGAAUGAGCAGUUGCAGGAGUCCCAGUACAUUGCAAACACUGAGCGCCGACGCAUAGACGGAGAGACCGAGCAUCUCACUGCAGAGCUGAGUCGUUUAGCAAAUCAGAAAAGCCAGAGAAAGAGGCAGUUGGACGACUUGAAAAUGACACUGAAGUCACACAGAUCCAAUCUAGAGAGUUACCGUGAGAGUCUCAAGGUGGAGAAAAGAAACCUGCAGUCAGCAAAAGACACCAGAGAGAACAUGAGAAGAAGGAGAGAUGCGGCAGAGAGAGACGCAUUAAUUGGUGCAAGUUUAUUUAUUAUCCCAAUUGCAGGGUGGAUUGCAGGGGGUAUUAUUAUUGGUGUUUCUGCUGCGGAGUGGAAUGAGACCAAUGCCGCUGUUGACAGAGCUACUGAGGAGGUGGACAGGUGUGAAUCUCAGGUGGACGACUACUCUGAUAAAGUGACAGAGUACAGUUCCAGGAUCGACCAAGCCGAGUGUGACAUCGAUAAGGCCGACAGACAGAUAAGCGAGACGGGGGACAAACUGCGGUCUGUGUCUGUGAAACGAGAGUUUGUUGCUGAUGUUCAGGAGAAAAUUAGACAUGCUGUCCAUCAGCUGGGACAGCUGUGUUCGGUGGGGAGUGUGGCAGAGGUGCAGACCCGAUGCACGAUUGUACUGGAGCCUGUGAUUAAGGUAUUUGAGGAGAUGACAACAGCACUGAGUCGCAUCACUGGAGAUGAGCUGCUGCACACAGAGGGCAUCCAUUCCUUGAUGUGUGACAUGAAAAUAAACCAGAGAAAACUCAAGCAGCUUGUUGACUCUAAAAGGAGUUUAGGUUAUGACGAUUACUACUAAUUACAAUUAGAGCUGCAACUAACGAUUAUUUUCUCGAUUAUUCAAUUCAUUGUUUGGUCCAUAAAAUAUCAGAAAACCUUAAAAAAUUGAUCGUUGUUCGUCAGACCUGGAAAUGAUGUUCACAAAUGCCUUGUUUUGUCCUUUUUUUUUUUAACUAAUUUCUUU
This is a messenger RNA of Solea solea (common sole), 1263 nucleotides long. RefSeq lists its product as uncharacterized. The coding region runs from base 19 to 1098 and encodes 359 amino acids. The record is from RefSeq and is a predicted model, not a curated record. The transcript has 4 exons. Lineage: Eukaryota; Metazoa; Chordata; Actinopteri; Pleuronectiformes; Soleidae.